Aspergillus versicolor CBS 583.65 is the source of this 921-nucleotide messenger RNA. RefSeq lists its product as uncharacterized. NCBI's taxonomy places the organism in Eukaryota, Fungi, Ascomycota, Eurotiomycetes, Eurotiales, Aspergillaceae. The record is from RefSeq and is a predicted model, not a curated record. Bases 1 to 921 code for a protein of 306 amino acids. The transcript is spliced from 4 exons.
AUGGUCAACGUUGCAGUAGCUGGAGGCACCGGAGACGUCGGUCGCACCAUCGUCGAGGUCCUAUCCUCGUCUUCCCACCAGGGUUUCGUUCUGUCGCGAAAGCCAUCCAGCGAUAAUAACCACAUCACCGUUGAUUACAACAAUACCGAUGACCUAGCAGCCGUCCUGGAGUCGUGGAAAAUCCACACGGUGAUAUCCGCAUUCGGCAUCGAAGGCGACUCGCUAGCAAAAGCCCAGGCGAACCUGAUCGAGGCGGCAAAACAGUCCAAGGAGACAAAGCGGUUCAUCCCAAGUUCUUUUGCAAUUCCGUAUCCGCAGGAGGCCGUGCAAGUCCUACCACCAUUGAAAGAUUACUUUGCUGCUAUAGAGACACUGAAGAACUCUGACCUAGAGUGGACAGUAUUCCAUAAUGGCAUUUUCUUGGACUACUUCGGUGGCCCUGCCAUGAAGACUUACCUGAAGCCUAAUGUAUUCGUCAUGGACAUGGCCAACAAAGUCGCCGCUAUUCCCGGCGACGGAAAUGUGCCUGUUACCUUUACGUACUCGUUUGACCUGGCAAAGUUUAUCGUCGCCUCUCUUGAUCUCGAUACAUGGCCACAAGAAAGCAAAGUCAUCGGAGACGAGAUGACAUGGAACGAGUUUGUCUCACUGGUUGAGAAUACCCUUGACUGUAAAUUCGAAAUCCAUUACGACUCAGUUGAGAAGCUCAAGGCGUUUCAAAUUACAGAGCUACCGGGCCAUCGACCGCUAUACGAGAAGUUUACAAAGGAAGGCUUUACAUGGUUUACGUCUAUAUUCGAGCUGUUUAUGACGGAUAGACAGUCUUGUAUUUCUGGGGAGGGUUCGCUGAAUGAGCAAUUCCCGAAUAUUAAGCCUCUUACUGUGAAGGCCAUGUUGGAACAGUAUUGGAAAGGACGUUGA